Molecule: messenger RNA, 2822 nt
Organism: Sinocyclocheilus grahami
Lineage: Eukaryota; Metazoa; Chordata; Actinopteri; Cypriniformes; Cyprinidae
Product: cullin-5-like
Exons: 6
Coding region: 8-898 (296 amino acids)
Biological process (GO): ubiquitin-dependent protein catabolic process
Cellular component (GO): cullin-RING ubiquitin ligase complex
Molecular function (GO): ubiquitin protein ligase binding
Source: RefSeq, a predicted model, not a curated record
AGUUGGGAUGCCUGCUGACUAUGUGAACAAGCUAGCUAGAAUGUUCCAGGACAUCAAAGUGUCCGAAGAUCUUAACCAGGUUUUCAAGGAAGUACACAAACACAACAAGCUGGCUUUACCAGCGGACUCUGUGAACAUAAAGAUCUUGAAUGCUGGAGCGUGGUCACGCAGCUCAGAGAAAGUGUUCGUGUCUCUGCCCACCGAGCUGGAAGACCUCAUUCCUGAGGUGGAAGACUUCUACAAGAAGAACCACAGCGGCCGAAAACUCCACUGGCACCACCUCAUGUCCAAUGGCAUUAUCACUUUUAAGAAUGAAGUAGGGCAGUACGACCUGGAGGUCACGACCUUUCAGCUGGCUGUACUUUUUGCCUGGAACCAAAGACCACGAGAGAAGAUCAGUUUUGAGAACCUGAAACUUGCCACUGAGCUGCCUGAUGCUGAACUGAGACGAACUCUCUGGUCUCUCGUUGCCUUCCCAAAGCUCAAACGCCAAGUGCUGUUAUAUGAACCUCAAGUGAGCUCUCCCAAAGACUUCACAGACAGUACAUUGUUUUUCGUUAACCAGGAGUUCUCCUUAAUAAAAAACACCAAGGUUCAAAAGAGGGGGAAAAUAAACCUAAUUGGCCGAUUGCAGCUGACGACGGAGCGAAUGAGAGAAGAGGAGAACGAAGGCAUUGUCCAGCUUAGAAUAUUAAGAACACAGGAGGCCAUCAUUCAGAUCAUGAAGAUGCGCAAGAAGAUCACAAACGCUCAGCUGCAGACCGAGCUGGUGGAGAUUCUGAAGAAUAUGUUCCUCCCUCAGAAGAAAAUGAUCAAGGAACAGAUCGAGUGGCUCAUUGAGCACAAGUACAUCAAGAGAGACGAAACGGACAUUAACACUUUCACCUACAUGGCGUAACGCAGAAACGACUCCGGAGAUGAUCCGUGACCGUUCUCGAGGACGGCGUACCUGUCGAGGAUCAGGAUGGUGAUGUCUCGAAGAUACUGCUUAGGCUGCUGGUCUGGCGGCGUAGUCAUGAGCUUGUUAUAACAACAGACAGUCACACAUCAGAUACAAAAAUUUAUUUAAAAAAAUAAUAAAUCCCUGCCUUACCUUACAGUGAAGACACAUGGGAUGAGGAUAGAAAAAAUAGGAAAAAUGACAAAAGGAUCCUAUUUUUGCCAUUGGUAGUCAGUAUGCAUGGUGCGCGGUUUGCCUUUUGUAUGUGUACAUCUCCAGCAGCAUGCGGUCAGUGGGAAUGUCACAUUCAUUCCAGGACUUGUUUGUGUGUGCCGUGCUACGAGUGUUUUUUCCCACUCCCACAUCCUCCGUCUGGACCUCGCCGUGUCCCAUCUUCAGUGCGCAACCCGGGGUGAGAGCCGUCCCACCAUCGCAACCACAAACACCUGGCCUUGCAUGACGACACUGGAGUCACUGAGGAGUGCGGGCCGGGAUGGAGGACUAGCAUUAGCACUUUUCACACUCUCCGCCAGAACAUGUCAGCAUGGCUUUAUUUGGGUUGUUUUUCACGUCUUCGUGUUUCGUUUCGAUUUAUUUUCUUCGCCAAAAUAUCAAGAAUGAAAGAUUAGAUUGGCUAAUAGCAGUUAAGACGACAUUGUUACUCUUUAAAAUGGCAGGAAAAGUCAACUUGGCAUUCAGAUGUCACAAAGGGUCAAGGUUUGAGAAGAAAAUCUGUUGGUUUGCGAUGUUUUGGGGGGUUUUUUUCAGUGUACAUGCGUUAUUGUUGUGCACCUGGUCAGGUUGCAGUUUCUUUUUUGUUUACUAUGCUUUUAGAUCAGAAUUUUCCGUUAUCGGUCUCAAAUAGCGACUGAGAUGCCGACUAAAAUGCCAACUGAUUUGUAAAAUGAGCUUGUGAUGAGGUGGCCCCACUAAGGUCCUGUAACAUAUAGCCUAUUCGUCAAACCUGAUGAAUUUUAGCUACAAUUCUGAUUUAUUAUCAUCGCCCCAUCACGGCUGAGCGUAAACAAGCAGUAAAGCACAGUUACAGGAGUCCGAAUAAAGCAAGCACUGCUUCAACCUCAGGUAAAGUAGGGCAGAGUUAUUUUAAAAGUAGGUUGUGCUAACUUUAAUUUGCCUUGCGGUUCUUGCUAAUCAAAUAUUGCCAAAGCAAAGCACAAGAGUGCUGAUCUCAAAAUCAAAUAACGUUGGAUCUAUUACAGACAUUGUUUCUCCUCUAUUUCUGAGGUCACCCUUGUUGGCACAUUUAGUGAAAAACAGGAAGUCUGGUCUUUUUUUUUUUACUCAUUAUUACCCUAUUAUGACCGAGUAUCUAUGAACAAAAGCUUGUGCAAUUACUGAUCAGCUGUUUAUUAUAAUCAAAUGAACUGUCUCCUGAUCAGCCUGCCAGUGUGUCCUCAAUAAAAAAUAACAACAUAAAUAUAAUUUUUACUGGCUGAUGACGUCUAGACUUGAUUGUACAUUCAUAUCCAACCUCAAAACACUCAGUCUAAUGAGGAGAACAUGAUGACGUCCCAAUGAAAUGCUCACUGAUAUUUCUAUAACAUUGCUGCAGUUCAGCUGUCCAUCUCCACUAUGGCAUUUUCUGUCAAUUAUGUUUUUGUCUGUUUUUAAUGCAGCGCAGUCACUCAUUUGUAUCCUCAGUGUUUGAUUUCACAUGGUAAUUCGAAAUAGUAAAAAGGUUCACUUCGAUUGUAUUGAAAAGCCGUUCUUUAUAAGAUCCAGAUGUACAACCGUGUUUGAGAACAUUGUGUUAUUUGAUUGUCCACCUUAUUUAUUGAUAACUUAAGUAUGAUUGUGUGUGUGUGUGUGUGUGUGUGUGUACACGCUUAGGAGCCUUUUACAACAGGGUGCUGUCAUAUCC